AUGACGGGUUUCUUUCCCAGUCCUCUUAAGGGUACGAAAGACGCCAGAGUUCUUGUUGAUGGGCAAAAAGUACCGAAAAGUAUGAAAGAUAUCUAUGCUCUCUCUGCAUCAUCAUUAUCAAGAAAGAAUCUCCAGCAAGCGGUGAAGAAUUCGAUUGAACCACACGACUAUAUGCUCUCAAUUUAUAAGACAUUUUCUGCCGCUGAAAAACUUGGGCUCAACGCAAGUUUUUUUCGCUCGUCAAAAGCUGCAAAUACUAUAACGAGUUUUGUGGACCAUGGACAAGAUGACCUUCUGAAUUCCCCUUUACAAAGACAGAAGUAUUUGUUUGAUGUCUCCACUCUGUCUGACAAAGUGGAGUUACUGGGUGCUGAACUGAGGAUAUACACAAAAGUCUCCGGAACUUUCAGAGCAUCAGAAACAGGACCCGUGGAACUUCAGUUACUUUCCUGUCAAUCUCAACAUGUUCUGGACUCCAAAACACUUGAUCUGGAAGACACGCAGAAGCCUAGAUGGGAGGUUUUGGAUGUCUGGGAGAUUUUGAAAGAGCGCCAGCACCACUCACAAGGGAAGCACUUUUGUUUGGAACUCAAGGCUACACUUGACAACCCUGAGAGGGAAAUUGACUUGCAGUAUCUUGGGUUUCACCGACAUGGCCGCCCUCAGCAAAAGAAAGCCAUCUUGGUGGUGUUCACAAGGUCAAGGAAGAGGCAAAGCCUUUUCUAUGAAAAAAGAGAGAAAAUAAAACUCUGGGGCCCUGAUAAAACAGCAAAGGAAAGGAGCUCUCAUUUUAAAUCCCGCCGGAGAAGGACCACACCGAACAACCGUCAUGGUAAGCGGCAUGGCAGAAAGGGUAAAUCCAGAUGUAGCAAGAAGCCUUUGCAUGUGAAUUUUAGAGAACUGGGUUGGGAUGAUUGGAUCAUAGCUCCUUUGGACUAUGAGGCAUACCACUGUGAGGGCGUGUGUGACUUUCCCCUGAGAUCACACCUAGAGCCAACCAAUCAUGCCAUCAUUCAAACCCUCAUGAACUCCAUGAACCCCAGUAACAUGCCACCCAGCUGCUGUGUACCAUCCAAACUCAGUCCCAUCAGCAUCCUCUACAUUGAUGCAGGGAAUAAUGUAGUGUACAAGCAGUAUGAAGAUAUGGUUGUGGAAUCGUGUGGUUGUAGGUGA
Molecule: messenger RNA, 1173 nt
Organism: Chanos chanos (milkfish)
Lineage: Eukaryota; Metazoa; Chordata; Actinopteri; Gonorynchiformes; Chanidae
Gene: gdf6b
Product: growth differentiation factor 6b
Exons: 2
Coding region: 1-1173 (390 amino acids)
Biological process (GO): BMP signaling pathway
Cellular component (GO): extracellular region
Molecular function (GO): cytokine activity; growth factor activity
Source: RefSeq, a predicted model, not a curated record